Messenger RNA from Saimiri boliviensis boliviensis (Bolivian squirrel monkey), 1126 nucleotides. It is a transcript of the gene LXN, whose product is annotated as latexin. NCBI's taxonomy places the organism in Eukaryota, Metazoa, Chordata, Mammalia, Primates, Cebidae. The record is from RefSeq and is a predicted model, not a curated record. Gene Ontology annotation, molecular function: metalloendopeptidase inhibitor activity.
CCACAGUGGCAGCCAGCCCAGGGCGCUGGGACGCAGGGAGCUUGAGCCCAAACAGCAGCUUCCGGAGUCGGAGAUCGGUAAGGAGGAAAACAGAGACGGAAGAAGCUCGCGACUUUUCUGCCUGGGCAAGUGUACCCAAGCAGCAAGCAGGACGGGCGGUGCUCUGGUACCAUUAACCCUGAACAGCCCAAGCCCCGUAGUCACUGCUCAUCAAGAAUGGAAAUCCCGCCGACCAACUACCCAGCUUCCAGGGCGGCCUCGGUGGUGCAGAACUACAUCAACUACCAGCAGGGGACCCCCCACAGGGUGUUUCAGGUGCAGAAGGUCAAACAAGCCAGCAUGGAGGAUAUUCCAGGAAGAGGACAUAAGUAUCACCUUAAAUUUGCUAUUGAAGAAAUUAUACAAAAACAAGUUAUGGCGAACUGCACAGCUGAAGUACUUUACCCUUCAAAGGGACAAGAAACUGUACCAGAAGUUAACUUCACAUUUGAAGGAGAAACUGGAAAGAACCCAGAUGAAGAAGACAACGCAUUUUAUCAAAGACUCAAGUCCAUGAAGGAACCGCUAGAAGCACAAAAUAUUCCAGACAAUUUUGGAAAUGUACCUCCAGAAAUGAUGCUUGUUCUACAUUUAGCCUGGGUUGCCUGUGGUUAUGUAAUAUGGCAAAAUUCUACUGAAGACACAUGGUAUAAAAUGGUAAAAAUUCAAACUGUCAAGGAAGUGCAAAGAAAUGAUGACUUUAUUGAAUUAGAUUACACCAUUCUACUUCAUGAUAUAGCAUCUCAGGAGAUUAUUCCCUGGCAAAUGCAAGUUCUCUGGCAUCCACAAUAUGGCACUAAAGUAAAACAUAAUAGCCGUCUGCCAAAGGAAGUACAACUGGAAUAAACAAAAUCUCUAACAGGGGGAGGAAGUGUAAGCAUGCCUAUUAAUGAUGUGUAUGCCAAUUUUAUUGGCAUGUAACUUAUAAAGCCAAAUAAUCCCAAAGUGUCACUUUAUAUAAAUGUCUUGAUUAUAGUCUAGAACUGUAUAGAUUCCGUAAUACAAAGUAUCACUAUAUAAAAAUGUCUUUAUAACAGUAAUAGUGGUAUGUAUAUCCAAUAAUAAAAAGACUUCAAUUUCAGCCUCA